AUGCAUUCUGCAGCCAAGGGAUUUUAUUUGGCUGUGUUUGCCUUCCUGAGCCUCACGAAUGCCGCCUCUCAUACGGAAUCAAGUCUGCAACAUGGCCAUGAUGCCUGCGCUAUUGACCCCAAAGCCACGGUUUCAGAUGCUUGCGUUUCCUAUACCACCAUUGACUCGCUGAACGAUAAAGUUUACCCUCUCCUUCAAUCCAUAACCCAAGACACCGACUUCUUCUCAUAUUAUCGCCUAAACCUCUUCAACAAAGUCUGUCCUUUCUGGUCAGAUGAGAAUAGCAUGUGUGGCAACAUCGCAUGCGCCGUUACUACCAUCGAGGCGGAAGAGGAUAUCCCGCUACCCUGGCGCGCGGAAGAGCUAAGUAAGCUCGAGGGUCCCAAAGCUGGUCAUCCUAGCCCUGGGCUUCGGGGGCAGCGUCCCGGCGACCGACCCCUCCAGGGUAUGCUGGGAGAAGACGUCGGAGAAAGCUGCGUGGUCGAGUAUGAUGAUGAGUGCGACCAGCGAGACUAUUGCGUUCCAGAGGACGAAGGGGCGAGCGGCAAAGGUGACUAUGUCAGCUUGCUAGAUAACCCGGAGCGAUUCACGGGGUAUGCAGGAAUGGGAGCCCACCAGGUUUGGAACGCUAUCUACCGUGAGAAUUGUUUCCUGAAGUCAACACCGCAACAGUUAGAAUUGUCUCCGAACCCUCAAUUUGGAGGGCUUCAGGCGGCCAAUGACUUGCGCAACGUCCUCCAAAAGGAGCUCAAGCGCACUGAGGGAUUGCCGCUGGACAAUGAGUGCCUCGAGAAGCGUGUCUUCCACCGGGUUAUCAGCGGCAUGCAUGCGUCUAUCUCCACACAUCUCUGCUGGGACUAUUUCAACCAGACUACUGGUCAAUGGAACCCGAACCUACAUUGUUUCAAGGAAAGACUGCAUGACCACCCAGAGCGCAUCUCGAACUUGUACUUCAACUAUGCAUUGGUGUCCCGUGCCGUCGCGAAACUGCGAAAGCAUCUCGAGAACUACACUUACUGCACCAGCGACCCUGUGCAAGACGCAGACACCAAAGAGAAGGUAUCCCUCUUGACCUCUGCCCUUGCCAACCGGCCGCAGAUCUUCGACGAGAACUUGAUGUUCCAGGAUCCAAGCGCCAUCGGACUGAAGGAAGACUUCCGCAACCGAUUCAGGAAUGUGAGCCGCUUGAUGGACUGUGUUGGAUGCGAUAAGUGCCGGCUAUGGGGAAAGCUACAGGUUAACGGAUAUGGCACUGCUCUGAAGGUCUUGUUUGAGUACGACGAAACUAAGAAUGGAGAAAACCCUCCUUUACGGAGGACAGAGCUUGUGGCUUUGGUCAAUACUCUGGGUCGCAUCUCUCACAGCGUCGCAGCUAUUAGAAGUUUCCACCGCGCUAUGGAUGUGCGUGAUGGCGAGACUCUUACAAUUCCUGCUGACGUGUCGUCGGUCAAGAACCCCGAGGGCAAGAGAACUCGACGUCUUGUCAAAGACGGUGGUUCGACUUUCUACUACGAGGACGAUGAGGACGAUUUUCAGUAUCUUACUGAAAAGCUACCCUGGGAGCGGAGGCCCCGAAACGAAGAUGACGGCUUUCUGGACGACCUCAGUUCCGAGUUUGAAGUCUUCUGGAAUACGUUCGUCUACGUCUUGAGGAGCUGGGCUCGUAUUCCCCAAACUAUAUUUGAAAUCACUGUGCUAGAGUUAAACCGAGUCUGGAAUUAUUGGCUAGGUCUUCCUGUGCCGCCGCGAUCGUGGAAGAUUCAACGACCGGUGCAGCCGGGCAUGCAGAGGAACGCAUUGUCUGCAUCGACUACCGCCCCUUCUGUUAUGACUCCCACAACAACCACCUCGGCCGCGCCGGCCGCGACAUCUACAACCGCCUCAUCAUCUACCGCCCCCGACCUUCCCUCUCGUCCUAAUUCAUUAAAUACAGUGGUAAAUCGUACUGCAUCCAAUUAUUCGCCGUACGGUGCCUCCCGCUUCGGAGCAAGCCCGUAUGGAGGAGGGUAUGGCGGCUAUGGCUCAUACUCCUCGCCAUAUUCCCGCUUUGGCACUAUGGGGUCAAUGUACGGAGGUUAUGGUGGCAUGUACGGUGGAAUGGGAGGCAUGGGGGGGAUGGGGGGGAUGUACGGUGGCAUGCCUGCAGAUCCCAACGAUCCCAACAGCUUGACCAAUUCUUUCAGUCAAAGCACACAAGCUACAUUUCAGAUGAUUGAAAGCAUUGUGGGCGCGUUUGGUGGAUUCGCGCAGAUGCUUGAAAGCACUUAUAUGGCGACUCAUAGCUCCUUCUUUGCUAUGGUCUCUGUCGCAGAGCAGUUUGGAAAUCUGCGUAACACCUUGGGCUCGGCCCUCGGAAUUUUCACUAUCAUUCGGUGGUUUAAGACAUUGAUCGCUAAGAUCACCGGUCGUCCUCCGCCAGCGGACGCUACUUCUCUGACACCCACCGCAUUUGCGGCAUUUUUGCACGGUCGGAGUUCUCCGGCUACCCUUCCGGACGGUUCCCCCGCACCACCAAAACCAUCGAAGAAGCCAUUUAUCAUGUUCCUAGUUGCCGUAUUCGGCCUUCCCUACCUGAUGAGUAAGCUCAUCAAGGCACUUGCCCGUUCACAAGAAGAACGUCAAAAGCUCAUGCUAGGGCCAAACGGCGAACCCCUGCAGCAGGCACCAUUAGAUCCAUCGAAACUCGACUUCUGUCGGGUAUUGUACGACUACACCCCUGAGACUCAGGAGAGCAAUGGCAUUGACUUGGCCGUGAAGAAGGGCGACAUCGUCGCUGUUCUCAGCAAGUCAGAUCCCAUGGGUAAUGCGUCUGAAUGGUGGCGCUGCCGCGCUCGAGACGGCCGUGUUGGGUACCUGCCCGGGCCAUAUCUGGAGACAAUUCAGCGGAAACCACAGCAGCAAGCGAUCACAUCGGGCAGCGAAGCCGGCAGCCGUGCCAACAGCAUGCAGGCUAGUGUCUCGAAAGACAUAACGGCUGACGAGAAGAAGCCUGAGCUCAAAGGAAAGAUGGGUGACAUCUCUCCGGAAAGUUUCCAGAAGAGUGCUUUUUACUCGUAA
Molecule: messenger RNA, 3057 nt
Organism: Aspergillus alliaceus
Lineage: Eukaryota; Fungi; Ascomycota; Eurotiomycetes; Eurotiales; Aspergillaceae
Product: ER oxidoreductin
Exons: 5
Coding region: 1-3057 (1018 amino acids)
Biological process (GO): protein folding in endoplasmic reticulum; protein import into peroxisome matrix, docking
Cellular component (GO): endoplasmic reticulum; endoplasmic reticulum membrane; peroxisome
Molecular function (GO): protein binding; FAD binding; protein-disulfide reductase activity
Source: RefSeq, a predicted model, not a curated record